Molecule: messenger RNA, 2298 nt
Organism: Effrenium voratum
Lineage: Eukaryota; Dinophyceae; Suessiales; Symbiodiniaceae
Source: the annotation of a GenBank genome assembly
AGCCCUUGGCUUUGUGACGCCAUGUUUGGGCCGCCAUCGCCACUUUCCAAGAGCAGGCUGAGACAGCGCCGCUCCCCAUCGCCUUCGCAGACUCCGCGCGCCCGGGCGCCGUUGGGGCUGCCCGGAAAAGGAUGCGAAGGGAGCGACGAACGGGGCCCGAUGGACCUCGAGCCUGGGGCAUCCAGGCCAGGCGUUUUUCGCAGCAUCUCUGCUGCAUCCACAGCGCAGAGCACCAUGGGGUUGAGCGAAGCAGAGCUCAUGUCAGCUGCAGAUGCCCUUGCAGCUGCGACACAAGCAAUGCAGCAAGAGACGGCCAAGGCGACAGCAGCACGACAGCACUUGGAGGAGCAGUCCAGGCGACUUGAAGCCCAACUGGCGUUUGCAAAUCAGCUUCUUCAGCCUCUGGUGCAACAGCCAAAGCACGUUCUCAUGCCUGCUGUAGUGCCUUGGAGCACAUCAAUUCGGCAGACUGUUCAUAUUGCUCCACUCCGGCAGCUUCCUCUGGCCAAGGUAGUGCCCGUGGCCGUCAGCACACCGCGUUCACCAACCACGCCAAAGGCCGAUUUGCGGUCGCUGACCUCGUCCACCUUGCCCCCGGCCUCGGCCUCGGCUACCUCGGCUGCCUCGGCUACCUCGGCUACCUCGGCUACCUCGGCCUCGACCCCGCCCACCCCGUCAUCAAAUCGUUCCCUGCCCUCGCCGGUCUCAAAGACGGCGGGCGUGUCUGUAGGCGUGCAGACAGUGCAGUCAGAAGCACAGGACACAAAAUUCCUGCAGCUCCUCAGUCAGGCUAUUGACCUAGCCGUUCCCAUUUCUGACGCUGACGGGGUGACAGCCGUCAAAGAGGCACGAGAUCGAUUGAUAGAGGCCAUUUCUCAGGGUCGAGCAGUGCUAUCGCAGGAGCAGUUGGCACCAGCUGACGCGCAAAGAAAACGACUCCACAACAUUUACCAGGACUUGAAGGGUCAGCUUCGAGUCUACUGCCGGGUGAGGCCGCUGAGCGCGAAGGAGCGGCAAGGUGGUGAGAUUGAGGCGCUGAACAUAGACCGCAGCACCUUGGAGGUGAAGCCUGGCGAUGUCUUCGAGUUUGGUGGCGUCUUUGGCCCUUCCAGUUCUCAGGAGGAGGUGUUCCAGGAGAGCCGUGAUUUGGCACAGUCAGCGCUCGAUGGCCAUAACGUGACAGUGUUCUGCUAUGGCAUCACGGGCGCUGGGAAGACCUACACCAUGUAUGGCACUCCUCAAGAGAAAGGUCUCGCUCCCAGGAUGAUGCAGGAACUCUUCGAGGCUGCAGAAGGUGUCAGAGUCAGUGGCUCCAUGAUGGAGCUGUACAACAACUGCUUGGUCGACCUUUUGCGACCCAUCGACUGGCAAGGCAGGCAAAACCCUGCUUUGGGGCUGAAGCUGGACAAAGGCAAGGUGCAGGUGGAGGGUCUUGUCAAGGAAGCCGCCGAGAGCGCAGAGGAGCUGCAGGAGAUUUUCCAGCGCGGGUUGGAGCAGCGAGCGGUUGCCGCCCACGCGAUGAACGUGCAGAGCUCCAGGUCCCACGUGGUUUUUACAGUCUACAUCACCAGGGAGACUGGGGGUGAGAUUGAAUCCACGAGCAAGCUGCAUUUUUGUGACCUUGGCGGGUGCGAGCGGCUGAAGAAGAUAGAGGUGAAGUCUUGGGACACGGACCGCCAACUUGAGACGAUUGAGAUCAACAAGAGCCUUGCUGCCCUUGGUGACGUCAUAGAGGCGAUUGCAAGGAGAAAAAAAUACAUCCCGUACAGGAACCACAAACUCACACAGCUACUCCAAGACGCUUUGGGCGGCACUGCGAAGGCACUGAUGUGUGUGAAUUGCUCACCAGCGCAGUCCAGCAUCAGGGAGACCGCCAACUCGUUGAAGCUGGCAAACCGCGCCAAGCGGGUCGUGAACCAAGUGGAGCCACAGACGCCUCGUACCUCCAGAAGCAUCAGCUCAGGCUCGGGCAAAACGUCUCCGCGCUUGCACAGAUGCUGCAAGCAGGUGCUGGCACAGGCAGUGCCUGAAUCACCACAGUUUGCGUGGUCCCCUAUUUUUGACACACACACCCAUACGAUGCCUAGAUCGAGCUGAUGUGCUUUUCCUUAGGAUACAUCCAGUGUCCAAGACAUUGGAUGUCUCGCAGCAGUGAUGUAGAAACCUGCUCCCAUAGUGCACAUCAAUUCUUUGACCAUCAGUUGAGUCUGAGGAAAAUGUGCUUUUUAGAAGCAUUGCCAAUUUUGCCCAAGUCUUUCAAGGCAAGGCAAAGAGGCAGAGGGCAGAGAGCCCAUGGCG